AUGGCAUCAUCAUUUGUGGGUACUUCGUUUCCCAACCACUUCUCACAAACCAAACACUCAUCUGUUCCUGUAAGCAGAGCAGUUCCAACAGGGAGGAGAGUGCACUUAACAACAAGAGCAGAGAGCAUGACUACUGUCAUUGAGAAACUUGGCAUCAAGAUUGAGAGGAACCCUCCUGAAUCCAAGCUCACUCAACUGGGUGUUAGAAAAUGGCCUAAAUGGGGAUGCCCUCCAAGCAAAUUCCCAUGGACAUAUGAAGCCAAAGAGACUUGCUAUCUUCUGGAAGGAAAAGUGAAGGUCUUUCCUAGUGGGUCAAAUGAAUCAGUUGAAAUUGCUGCUGGGGACUUGGUUGUGUUUCCCAAAGGAAUGAGCUGCACUUGGGAUGUGUCUGUUGGUGUGGACAAGCACUAUAAUUUUGAAUAA
Molecule: messenger RNA, 423 nt
Organism: Sphenostylis stenocarpa
Lineage: Eukaryota; Viridiplantae; Streptophyta; Magnoliopsida; Fabales; Fabaceae
Source: the annotation of a GenBank genome assembly